Molecule: messenger RNA, 1883 nt
Organism: Arabidopsis thaliana (thale cress)
Lineage: Eukaryota; Viridiplantae; Streptophyta; Magnoliopsida; Brassicales; Brassicaceae
Product: Core-2/I-branching beta-1,6-N-acetylglucosaminyltransferase family protein
Exons: 2
Coding region: 362-1450 (362 amino acids)
Cellular component (GO): membrane
Molecular function (GO): glycosyltransferase activity
Source: RefSeq, marked reviewed
ACAAUCUGAGAUCUGAAAGAUAUUUCUAAAUUCUCAUUAAAUUCCCCCAUAAAUUUUCAAUCUUUGCUGAUUUUCCCCCAAAUUUCUGGAGAUAGAUAACCUUCGUUUUUCAGGAGUUUCUUUCUAUAUUUCUUCAUCGAUUUCGUUCAGUCUUUGAGAGAGGUUCGUCGACGUAUUAUCGUCGGAAAAAAGCUAUGAGAAUCUAUUUCUCAUAGCUCCAGUAAUGUGAAAUCGAGACAACGCUUUAUCUUCAGAAUCUGCUAAUCCAUGGGAGAUUCAAUCACAUUCCGGUAGAUUUUUUUCCAGUUUCUGGGGAAGUCAAAAAUUUCUAGGGUUUCCGAUUUUUGUUUUCCUUUUCCAAAUGUUCUCGAAUCAGUUUGUUCUCUUCUUCUCUCUUCUCCUAUGUCUCCCAUUUGUUUUCUUCUUUGUAGCGCCACAUGUGUUUCCUUCUCCUCCUGGUGAAUCUUUAAUCCCAAUCUCCGAUGAGAUUGAUGACCGGAGUUUAUUCAUCGCCGCUGCUGGAUCAACCUCUCUUUCUCAUCUCUCAUCUGGAAACCCUAACCCUAAGCUCAAGAUUGCUUUUCUAUUCCUCACCAACUCCGAUCUCCAUUUCGCGCCAAUCUGGGAUCGAUUCUUCUCUGGUCAUUCGAAAUCUCUCUACAACGUCUAUGUCCACGCAGAUCCUUUUGUCAAUGUCACAAGACCUGGGAAUGGCUCUGUGUUUGAGAAUGCCUUCAUUGCAAACGCGAAACGCACCGCAAGAGCUUCUCCGACUCUUAUCUCCGCCACGCGGCGCCUCCUCGCUACCGCUUUCCUUGAUGACCCUGCGAACACUUACUUCGCUGUGCUCUCUCAGUAUUGUAUUCCUCUCCACUCGUUCAACUAUGUUUAUAGCUCUCUCUUUGAAUCUUCAAUUUUUGAUAAAUCUGAUCCGGAUCCGAAUCCGAAUCCGAGAGGUAUUAGAAUCUUGUAUCGGAGUUUUAUGGAACUGAUAUCUGAUGAGCCUAGGCUUUGGAAACGGUACACUGCUAGAGGAAGGUAUGCUAUGAUGCCUGAGGUUCCGUUUGAGAAAUUCAGAGUUGGUUCGCAGUUCUUUGUUAUGACUAGAAGACAUGCUUUGUUAACAAUCAAAGAUCGGAUCUUGUGGCGUAAAUUCAAGCUCCCGUGUUAUCGUUCUGAUGAGUGUUACCCGGAGGAGCAUUAUUUCCCGACGCUGUUGAACAUGAAGGAUCCGGAUGGUUGCACUGGGUAUACGUUGACGCGAGUUAACUGGACUGGGACUGUGAAAGGACAUCCUUAUACUUACAAACCAAAGGAAGUUGUGCCAGAGUUGAUCCAGAGACUCCGGCGAUCGAAUCACUCUAGCUCCUACUUUUUCGCCCGCAAAUUUACUCCGGAUUGCUUGAAGCCGCUUUUGGCCAUUGCAGAUUCUGUGAUUUUCAGAGAUUAAGUUAUGCAGGGUGAGAAAACAAAAGUUUUGGUGACCGGAGAGGUUUUAUGUAUGGGUUGAAGAACAAAUGCCACUUUCAGAAUUAAGAAGAGGCAAAGCGAAACGAUGUUAGGAGGCUUUGAGGCUUGAAAUAAAUAAACCAGCUUUAGUGGUACUCGGAGCUCAGGCUUGUUAGCUGUUGUGACAUAUAUAUCACACGACACGAGAACACAGAUCAAGAGACAGAGAAACCGAACUUGUAAUUUUUUUUUUUGUUUUUCUUUUUGUUCUUCUUUUUGUUCUUUGGAGCUGGUGCUGUUACAUAGCAGAGCUCUUUUUACCUCAAAGGCUUGGGGUCUGUAGCAUUAUAAUUGUGUCAAGGAAAUCUAUGAAGAGAAUAUGUUAUCUCUUGUGGUGAACACCACAUUGAAUAUAUAAAAGAUCAAAGUUUACU